AUGUGGGUAAUUAAUUCACUUCCAGAUUCCUUACCAACGAUUCAGUCUGCGGAACUACCAUCGGAGCUAGAAAUUUCACGGUCACAGUGCAACGCAUCUCCCUCUUCCGAUUCUCAACUUAUCGAUGCUAACUUCCAGUACAUGAACAAACUGUUGGCAUAUUGUCAAUACAACUCAUGCUAUCAAUCAGAAUUCUCUGCUCAAAUUGCAAUCGCUGCAUUGAAUGUCUCUCACGGGUUUGAGCAAUUGGCUCAACAGAUUAGAGAGAAUGCUUAUGGUUCUGCUUCCCCUGAUGUUCAACAAUGGCAAUCUUCCACCAAUUAUAAUAAAAAGGCAAUUGGAAUAUUGCAGUUCGUAUCAACAGUUCCGUUCGUACCAACUUCAAUCUUAUCGCAGUGUAAUCAAUUCUGCUCUUUGUACCAGUUGAAUCAACAGUUAUCUAUGGUUCUGUUGACGAUAUCGAAGAUGAGAACCAGAUUGUAUCCCGAUGCAAAUGACAAAUACUCGAAAUUGCUUAGUUUCCAGGACUCGGACAUUCAAGAGCUCUCUAAAGUCGCUAAUGCUUACGCGAAAUUGUCCAUUGGUUGCUCUAAUGUUUGUACAUCGUUGCAGCUGUCAGUGCAAGACUCCCUACAAUUGGCAAGUCAGAUUAACUCGAUGCAACAUUUCUUAGGUUCUCUUGCACUGACACUCUUAUCCAUCGACAAAUACGACCAUACAGACGACCCAACUACGGCAUUAGAAAUGAUCGACACAGCCAUUGUUCAUAUUCAACCGCUGUUAUCCAAAGAACAAUUGAAUCUUUUACAAAAUAAUAAAUCGUUAGAUAAAUUGCUGGUACAAACAAGGUUCUGGAAGGAUUCUAUCAAGGGGAAGCUUAGAAAUAAGAUCAAGCUUGGCAAAAACAAGCACGAUUUACAACCGACAUCGAUGACCUUGCAUCCAUUUAUUCUAGAAAUCAUUGCGGACUUCCUUCUUCCCUUGAUCAUGGUCUUGAAAGUACGAUACGACAACGCAAAUGAGUUCACAUUCGAUGGGAUGGGGAAAUCGCACAAGUGGGUAUUGCCACAGGGGAAGGCCCCAACGGUGAAGGGGGUUAAUUACAUAUUUGAUGGUGUAUCACUUGUAAUCGAUCAACAAUCGUCAUCAACUAGCUUGCAUUAG
This is a messenger RNA of Kluyveromyces lactis, 1164 nucleotides long. RefSeq lists its product as uncharacterized. The record is from RefSeq and is a predicted model, not a curated record. Bases 1 to 1164 code for a protein of 387 amino acids. NCBI's taxonomy places the organism in Eukaryota, Fungi, Ascomycota, Saccharomycetes, Saccharomycetales, Saccharomycetaceae. The transcript has a single exon.